This is a messenger RNA of Osmerus eperlanus (European smelt), 991 nucleotides long. It is a transcript of the gene med30, whose product is annotated as mediator complex subunit 30. Bases 141 to 581 code for a protein of 146 amino acids. Gene Ontology annotation, molecular function: transcription coregulator activity. Gene Ontology annotation, biological process: positive regulation of DNA-templated transcription. The transcript has 3 exons. NCBI's taxonomy places the organism in Eukaryota, Metazoa, Chordata, Actinopteri, Osmeriformes, Osmeridae. The record is from RefSeq and is a predicted model, not a curated record. Gene Ontology annotation, cellular component: mediator complex.
UCUCGCGAUGCAAUUGAGCUCUUAGGAAGAGAAAAGAAGAAACAAAUGUUAAACAUCCACUAUUGAGACAACACAGGCAUGUCGAGGUCUGUCCAUGUAGACUAACCUAUCAAUCACUUACGGGUCCUCUUGCCGUCUCCAUGACAACCCCUCCCAUAGCAACCGGCCUUAUGACCUCCGCACCAUUCGGUGGGCAGCAGGCCCAGGCCGCCAGGGAUGUCAACACAGCGUCUCUGUGUCGCAUCGGCCAGGAGACGGUACAGGACAUUGUCCUGCGCACCAUGGAGAUCUUCCAGCUGCUGAGAAACAUGCAGCUCCCUAAUGGAGUGACGUACCACCCCAACACCCACCAGGACCGCCUGGGCAAACUGCAGGAGCACCUGCGCAUGCUCUCCGUGCUCUUCCGCAAGCUGCGCCUCGUCUACGACAAAUGCAACGAAAACUGUGCCGGUCUCGAAACUAUACCCCCCGAGGUGAGUGGCAGGCAAUAUGUGCUCGGUCCCAGCCCAUGUAUACCGUGGGAAAGUUUUUUUUUUUUUUUUUUGUCCUUCUCCCAGUCAGUUCAUGAAAGUUUCGUUUGACCUUGCGACCUUUGAUGCAAAUUGUUAUUCUAGUUGGGGGUAUUGUGCUUUCAGUGGUUUUAAUCCUCCUGUAGAAGUGAAACGCCACUGGAGUCCAGUUUCGUUGAGAGAAUGGCCGACAUUCUAGUGUGUGUGCGGAGGAGGGGUGUGUGUGGGGGGGGAACUGACAGGAAGUAGGUCACAGGAAGCCCCAGAAGGAUUCUUAUCUCCACCACAGCCUCCCUCAGGUCUAACUCAUCUCCGCUCCACAUCCUCCUGCCUGUUCUGCUGUCCGGCCCCCAGGGGCCCCUUAGUGGUGGUUAUGGACACCCACCUCUACACACUCCCAGUGCCACUUAGGCUGGCCCGGGGCUCACGCUGAGGCAGGGCCACAUAAACACUGCGCCGGAGCUGUGGUAACUGCGUUAGGU